This is a messenger RNA of Perognathus longimembris pacificus (Pacific pocket mouse), 3181 nucleotides long. RefSeq names its product protein arginine methyltransferase 3 (gene Prmt3). Gene Ontology annotation, molecular function: protein-arginine N-methyltransferase activity. Gene Ontology annotation, cellular component: nucleus. Bases 146 to 1738 code for a protein of 530 amino acids. The record is from RefSeq and is a predicted model, not a curated record. The transcript is spliced from 16 exons. NCBI's taxonomy places the organism in Eukaryota, Metazoa, Chordata, Mammalia, Rodentia, Heteromyidae. Gene Ontology annotation, biological process: peptidyl-arginine methylation.
GCGCUUGCUGCGCUCGUUCCUUGGGUCCCGGGGUGCUGAGCUUGGCGGCGGCGGCUACGCGCGCGCUGCCGGCUGAUUCCCGCCUCCCUCUUCCUCCCCCAACUCCCCCAUUCCCGGGCACGCGGGGUUUUCGGGCUCCGCAGCCAUGUGCUCCUUAACGUCGGGCGCUACGGGCGGCCGGGGCGCGUUGGAGGAGGACGAGGACCUACCCGAACUGUCGGACAGCGGUGACGAGGCCGCCUGGGAGGAUGAGGACGAGGCCGAGCUCCCCCACGACAGGCAGCAGACCCCCUGCCUGUUCUGUAACAGGUUAUUCUCAUCUGCAGAAGAAACAUUUUCACACUGUAAGACAGAGCAUCAAUUUAAUAUUGAUAGCAUGGUCCAUAAACAUGGACUUGAAUUUUAUGGCUACAUUAAACUAAUAAACUUUAUAAGGCUUAAGAAUCCCACAGUUGAGUAUAUGAAUUCCAUAUACAACCCAGUGCCUUGGGAGAAAGAAGAAUAUUUGAAGCCAGUAUUAGAAGACGACCUCUUACUUCAGUUUGAUGUAGAAGAUCUCUAUGAGCCUGUGUCUGUCCCAUUCUCGUAUCCCAAUGGACUCAGUGACAAUACAUCUGUUGUUGAGAAAUUGAAACACAUGGAAGCCAGGGCACUGUCUGCUGAAGCUGCUUUAGCUAGAGCACGGGAGGAUCUGCAGAGAAUGAAACAAUUUGCUCAGGAUUUUGUGAUGAACGCAGAUGUCAGAACCUGCUCGUCAUCUACUGCCAUCGCAGACCUCCAGGAGGAUGAGGAUGGUGUUUAUUUCAGUUCCUACGGGCAUUAUGGGAUACAUGAAGAAAUGCUAAAGGACAGAGUACGAACAGAAAGCUACAGAGAUUUUAUAUACCGAAAUGCACAUAUCUUCAAAGAUAAGGUAGUUUUGGAUGUCGGGUGUGGAACUGGAAUUCUGUCUAUGUUUGCUGCUAAAGCUGGGGCAAAGAAAGUUUUUGGAGUUGAUCAAUCUGAAAUUCUUUAUCAGGCAAUGGAUAUUAUAAGAUUAAAUAAACUUGAAGAUACUAUUACACUAAUUAAAGGAAAGAUUGAAGAAGUUCGUCUUCCUGUAGAAAAAGUGGAUGUUAUUAUAUCUGAAUGGAUGGGCUAUUUUCUUCUUUUUGAGUCCAUGUUAGAUUCUGUCCUUUAUGCAAAGAACAAAUACUUGACAAAAGGAGGAUCGGUCUACCCAGAUUUUUGUACCAUCAACCUAGUGGCAGUGAGUGAUGUAAAUAAGCAUGCUGAAAGAAUUGCUUUCUGGGAUGAUGUCUAUGGCUUCAACAUGUCCUGCAUGAAGACGGCAGUUAUCCCAGAAGCUGUUGUGGAAGUGAUAGAUCCAAAGACUCUUAUUUCAGACCCUUGUAGCAUUAAGCAUAUAGAUUGCCAUACCACAUCUAUCUCAGAUUUGGAAUUUUCUUCUGAUUUUACCAUGAAGAUUACGAAGUCUUCCAUGUGCACAGCAAUCGUCGGCUACUUUGACAUAUAUUUUGAGAAGAACUGCCAUAGCAGGGUCAUGUUCUCCACGGGCCCCCAGAGUACCAAAACGCACUGGAAACAAACAGCAUUUCUCCUGGAAAAGCCAUUUUCAGUUAAAGCAGGUGAAGCCUUAAAAGGAAAGAUCACAGUUCACAAGAAUAAGAAGGAUCCUCGUUCUCUCAUUGUGACCCUCACCUUGAAUAACUUCACUCAGACUUACAGUCUCCAAUGACAAAGCCAUGAAUGCGCAGCUAGCCAGCAGGUUUUCUUGUAGGGGUAGGGUCAGUAGCAGGCGGGAGGCAGCAGGUUUUGGAUGAGGACUUGGCAGAAAUCUGAGGUAGUUCAGUUGAGGACAAGGACCAAGUGAUUUAGUGCUUCAUAGUAAUCCCAUUUUGUUCAGCUGGAUUUCAGCAAGUGGUAGCCCCUCUCUUGAGUUUAGCUAUAUUGAAAGUUACCUAAAUUGGCUUAUACUUGGACAGUGAGAAUUCUUUGUUUUUUAUAAGUUUCUUACUAGAAAUUUUAAUAACAGUCAAUUAGCUUUUAGAUAAUGUUUUACUAAAUUCAUAGCACAAUGAAGUACCCAUUUUAUUGAUGUUUUCCUUUAAUAAGGAAAACUUUUAGCUGUAUUUUUGCUAGACUAUCAGGAUAUAGUAGACAGCAAGUGUGAGGAACUGGACAGCUUAAAGUUGACUGGCUGUCCAACAUACCUACGAUUCUUGUUUUGUAGCUUCUUCCCCUUUUGUGAGUAUUCCUUAGCCGUAGACUUCCAUUGUUGCCCAAGAAAUCUAAUCUCUAUAUAUUUCCUUCUAGGUUUCAUAGAAGUUUUUAAAGAAUAGGAUAUGUACUUAUUUACUAGUAUAUUACCUUUUUCAAAGUAGAUUUAUGUGCAGAUAUUAAAUAUGUAACUGCUAAUAUACUUACAUCACUAUGAAAUUGUGUCAUUUGCAGUUACUGAUUUCAGUUUGAACCUGAAUGGAGAGUGCUUAAUAGAAUAUAUAGAACAAUUACCUUUAUAGAACAAUAUUACCAUUACAAAAUAUUUCAGCUUUUGUAAAUUCGUAAACAUUUAAGACAGGCAUUUUUAAAAGGAAUCCAUUUUAAGAAAAUAGACAUUUUAGUUGGAGAAGUGGGCAUGUAUGUCUUUUAAGUUCAACACCACCUGGCUGUUGAUGAAAAUAAGGCAGCUUAGCAUAUUGAGCAACACAGCUCUGCAGUCAGUGCUGUGUGCAAACCAGGCUCCAGAUCUUACUUGAAGUGUUAUCUCCAUCACUUCCUUAGCCUCUACCUCCUUCACCUUCCAUGGGUAUACCAGUAUAUGGUGUUUAGAUCAGGAUCUGACGCACAGAAAAUACUCAGUAAUGCUGAGUAAUCAUUAACUUUUUUAAACAUUUAAGGAUCUCUUCUGGAGAAUGCAUGAUAUACACGUCUGAUCAGAGUGAGAAUUAUCAACCUCCUUGGAUAGUAAUUAUGUAUCUUAGUACAUAAAUGGGCAAAAAAGAUUAUAAUAGAAAAUAUCUAAAUAGCAAAAAUCUGUGUGAAAAAGAAAAUGUCUUAAACUAGGCUUUAAGCAGUGAAAAACAACAACCUUUUAAUGGUGGUACUGGGACUGUAGUCUUGGUCUUUCUUCACAAACAUCAUUUCUCUUUUCAGUGGAAUAAACCAGACAGUUUGAUUU